This is a messenger RNA of Didymodactylos carnosus, 1345 nucleotides long. The record is from the annotation of a GenBank genome assembly. Lineage: Eukaryota; Metazoa; Rotifera; Eurotatoria; Philodinida; Philodinidae.
UUUUGUUAACAGACAGAUUGUUUUAGAAAAUCGUAUGUGGAGAUUUUUUGAAUAUUUUAAGAAAGAAAGCAUUUUUCUUUCUAAAAUAUUCAGAAUCUAGAAUAGGAUCUCAAGUAUCUGUGGUCAAAAUUUCGACUAGAUCGAACCAUAUUUUCGUAGGGUAAUAACGUGAUCGGAUGAAAAUCGAGAUCUCGAGAAAAUGCAUACGAGAUCCUACCACACACUCAGAAGUAAAAAUUCGCCGAUUUCCUUUUCCGAUUGUCUAUCUCUGGUAAAGAUUCUAGUCCGAUUGAACAUUGUUUUUCACAUUUCAAAAAGGUGAAAGAAAGGGAAUACUCCAUUGGAACUUAAACAAUAAUUCGCAGAUAUUUUGUUAAAACAUCUUUGCACAGAUUAUAAAAAUUGCGUAGAGAAUCUGUAAUCUGAUUGAGAACACUUGACAUACAACCGCUCGCUUCAUUGUGUUAUAUUCGUCAAAAGUAUUAAGAUAAAUAUAGUAAGAGGAUAAAUUUUGUUUUUAUUUUUUUAGUAUAAAUAGAGUUUACAAUCGUUUAAAUGUCAAUUUCAUUUUUUGAUCAAUUUAACAGUGUUUUUAUUUUCUAGACAUUUAUUUAUGAAAAAAUGUACUGAAUUAAUUGAUGAAAGAUACUUAACAAAGCAAAAGAUUGACGAUCAAGUUAAAUUAUCCAGAAAAGAACUACGUCGUAAAUUGUUAGACGUGAGAUUAGCAUCAAAUGUGAGUUUGAAUGUUGAUACGAAUCCUCGUCUAUUAUCAAUUCGUGCUACCGCUACUCAGUUAGAAGAACAGGAAAAACAACAACAAACUCGUCCUUCACAAGUUAUUACAUCUCAAUCUCGUCUGUCGAUAUCAUCGUCCGAUCUAAAAAUUCGAUGUCGUUCUGCUUUAACUGGUCCUACUACUUCAUCUUCAUUAUCAUUUUAUAUUAACAGUCGAACAAAUUUUGAAUUAGACAAUACUCGACGACAAACAAAGUUGAGACGUCGACUAAGUGAUCCAAUCACAGAAGAAGAACGAGAUAUUGUUCGUUAUUAUUCAAGUCGAGCCUAUAUCCAAAAUGAAAAAUCUAAAUAUAAUUUUGAAGAUGAACAACAAUUAAUUCGAAAUACAAAUUUAAGUGAAUUACGAGAAAGUUUUGAUCGAUCACAUGCCAUUACGCCGUUGGAUUAUAAUGACGAUGAUGAUGAUGAUGAUGAUGAUGAUGAUGAUGACGAUGGUAAUAAAAAUAAUAAAUUAGAAAAUAAACAUCAAUUAUUAAAACCAUUAAAUGAUAUGGAUAGAUUUAUGAGUGCAUAUAAAACUAGUCGUUUUUCAAAAAAAUCUUAG